AUGGCAGAUGUAACAAAAUAUGCACCCAUCAAUGGCAGAACCUUGAUAUCAGACUUCAAAAGCCAUUUCUCUUUUCAAAAAACCAAAAGAACUGUUGCAUAUGGCUUUGUGUUUGUUUUUAUUGGCUUUACCAUUUUUCUUGCUUUUGCUCCCUCUUCAAGCUCUUCUUCCCCCUGGUUCACUAACAUUUUCACUUCCACUGCCACUUCAAAAUCGUCAAUUUUAUCUGAUGAUUCUCAUAGAUCUCACUUUUCUUCAAUUUUCUCUUAUUUUUUCCCAGAUUCCUCAACCCAGGUUCACAAUCCUGAAGAUAGAUCUAAAAACACCAAUUUGCAACCUCCCAAUUUGAAUGUAGAACCCAAAGUUGUAAAAAACCAGACCCAGAAUCAAGAAAUAAAUGAUAAAGUUGAAGUUUUGAAGAAAAAUAAUGGUACAGUUUUGCCCAAGGAGCCUACUGCAGGACAGAUUGUCAAUAGUACUUCACCAUCCAAGUCUUCUUCUGAAUUGAAUAGAGGGUCUUCAAUUUCCAAGAAUCAGACUCAAAGUAAACAAUUAAAUGGCAAAACUGAAGAGUUGAAGACGAAUCAGAGUUCAACUGGGGUCGCAAAAUCUCCUGUGGCUGCAAAUCAGACGGCGAAUUCAUCUAAAAAUUCUGGUUCUGGAGUAAAAAAUGUUACUGGAAAUGGAGACAACAGAAUUACUGAGAAUGGGGUGGCCAAGAAUUUAACUUCUUCUUCGAUGAAGAAGAAGAGUAAUGCUACUGAUUCGAGUGUUUCGUCAAAACAGGGAAGUGAUGAUUUAAUCAAGUCAUUGAUGAAUUGUGAUCUGUUUGAUGGGCAUUGGGUGGGAGAUGAUUCUUAUCCACUGUACAAACCUGGUUCUUGUUCAUUGAUUGAUGAGCAAUUCAACUGUUUUCAAAAUGGUAGGCCUGACAAUGGCUAUCACCAACUUAGAUGGAAGCCAAAGGGUUGCACCGUUCCAAGGUUGAAUGCAAGUCAUAUGCUGGAAUUGUUGAGAGGAAAGCGAUUAGUGUUUGUUGGCGAUUCUCUCAAUAGGAAUAUGUGGGAAUCUCUUGUUUGCAUUCUGAAGAACUCUGUCAAAGAUCAGAGUAAAGUUUAUGAAGAAUUUGGCAGGCACCAUUUUCGAAAUGAAGCUUCUUAUUCCUUUAUAUUUGAAGAUUAUAAAUGCACAGUGGAGUUCUUUGUAUCUCCUUUCUUGGUUCAAGAAUGGGAAGUUACAGACAAAAAUAGGACGAGAAAGGAAACACUUCGACUGGAUAUAAUUGGAAGGUCUGCUGAUAAAUAUAAAAAUGCAGACUUCAUAGUCUUCAACACGGGACAUUGGUGGACUCAUGAUAAAACUUCCAAAGGGAAGGACUAUUAUCAAGAAGGCAGCCAUGUGUACAGUGAGUUGAAUGUCCUUGAAGCAUUUAGGAAAGCCUUAACAACAUGGGGAAGAUGGGUUGAUGCAAAUGUAAAUCCCAUGAAGACGCUCGUUUUCUUCAGGGGUUAUUCAAAAGUUCAUUUCAGUGGUGGGCAGUGGAAUUCUGGUGGACAGUGUGAUCAUGAAACUGAGCCGAUCAAGAAUGAGACGUAUCUCACACAGUAUCCACCGAAGAUGACAGUUUUGGAAAGAGUGUUGAAAGGAAUGAAAACUCCUGUAAAAUAUCUCAAUAUCACGAGAAUGACUGAUUAUCGAAAGGAUGGCCACCCAUCGAUAUAUAGGAAACAAAAAUUGUCGAGCGCAGAGAAGAAGUUGCUAUUAAGAGUCCAAGAUUGUAGUCAUUGGUGCCUUCCCGGCGUGCCUGAUGCCUGGAAUGAAAUCCUGUAUGCCGAACUUUUGGUAAAUCAUAACCAGAGGCGUAAACAAGAAGGAACAUAG
Fraxinus pennsylvanica is the source of this 1881-nucleotide messenger RNA. NCBI's taxonomy places the organism in Eukaryota, Viridiplantae, Streptophyta, Magnoliopsida, Lamiales, Oleaceae. The record is from the annotation of a GenBank genome assembly.